AUGGAGGGGUGGUUUUUGUGCUUGUCAGCCCCUGUCCCUCACCUGUUCCCUCCCCUCACACACCUUGAACCCUCACUCUCACCCACCUUCUGCCCCACCCACCUUCUGCCCCUCACCUCCUGUCUCUCGCCUGCUGCCGCUCACCUUGAGCCCGGGCGAGUGGCCGAGCAGCAGCUGCGCCUUGGGGCCGAAGAGGAUGUGCGCCAUGUCAGCCGUCCACGCGCUGCGCACCUCGUGCUCCCCCGGGAAGAACACCACGCGCCCCUCCCCCCUCACAAGGAGGCGAUUGACAUGAGAGAGGGAGACAAGGAGGCGAUUGACAUGAGAGAGGGAGACAAGGAGGCGAUUGACAUGAGAGAGGGAGACAAGGAGGCGAUUGACAUGAGAGAGGGAGACAAGGAGGCGAUUGACGUGAGAGAGGGAGACAAGGAGGCGAUUGACAUGAGAGAGGGAGACAAGGAGGCGAUUGACAUGAGAGAGGGAGACAAGGAGGCGAUUGACGUGAGAGAGAGAGACAAGGAGGCGAUUGACGUGAGAGAGGGAGACAAGGAGGCGAUUGACGUGAGAGAGGGAGACAAGGAGGCGAUUGACGUGAGAGAGGGAGAGAAGGAGGCGAUUGACAUGAGAGAGGGAGACAAGGAGGCGAUUGACAUGAGAGAGGGAGACAAGGAGGCGAUUGACGUGAGAGAGGGAGACAAGGAGGCGAUUGACGUGAGAGAGGGAGACAAGGAGGCGAUUGACAUGAUAGAGGGAGACAAGGAGGCGAUUGACAUGAGAGAGGGAGACAAGGAGGCGAUUGACAUGAGAGAGGGAGACAAGGAGGCGAUUGACAUGGGAGAGGGAGACAAGGAGGCGAUUGACAUGAGAGAGGGAGACAAGGAGGCGAUUGAUAUGAGAGAGGGAGACAAGGAGGCGAUUGAUAUGAGAGAGGGAGACAAGGAGGCGAUUGACAUGAGAGAGGGAGACAAGGAGGCGAUUGAUAUGAGAGAGGGAGACAAGGAGGCGAUUGACAUGAGAGAGGGAGACAAGGAGGCGAUUGACGUGAGAGAGGGAGACAAGGAGGCGAUUGACGUGAGAGAGGGAGACAAGGAGGCGAUUGACAUGAGAGAGGGAGACAAGGAGGCGAUUGACAUGAGAGAGGGAGACAAGGAGGCGAUUGAUAUGAGAGAGGGAGACAAGGAGGCGAUUGACAUGAGAGAGGGAGACAAGGAGGCGAUUGAUAUGAGAGAGGGAGACAAGGAGGCGAUUGACAUGAGAGAGGGAGACAAGGAGGCGAUUGACGUGAGAGAGGGAGACAAGGAGGCGAUUGACGUGAGAGAGGGAGACAAGGAGGCGAUUGACAUGAGAGAGGGAGACAAGGAGGCGAUUGACAUGAGAGAGGGAGACAAGGAGGCGAUUGACGUGAGAGAGGGAGACAAGGAGGCGAUUGACGUGAGAGAGGGAGACAAGGAGGCGAUUGACAUGAGAGAGGGAGACAAGGAGGCGAUUGACAUGAGAGAGGGAGACAAGGAGGCGAUUGACAUGAGAGAGGGAGACAAGGAGGCGAUUGACAUGAGAGAGGGAGACAAGGAGGCGAUUGACAUGAGAGAGGGAGACAAGGAGGCGAUUGACAUGAGAGAGGGAGGCAAGGAGGCGAUUGAUAUGAGAGAAGGAGACAAGGAGGCGAUUGACAUGAGAGAGGGAGACAAGGAGGCGAUUGAUAUGAGAGAGGGAGACAAGGAGGCGAUUGACAUGAGAGAGGGAGACAAGGAGGCGAUUGAUAUGAGAGAGGGAGACAAGGAGGCGAUUGACAUGAGAGAGGGAGACAAGGAGGCGAUUGACAUGAGAGAGGGAGACAAGGAGGCGAGAUUGACAUGA
Molecule: messenger RNA, 1857 nt
Organism: Closterium sp. Naga37s-1
Lineage: Eukaryota; Viridiplantae; Streptophyta; Zygnematophyceae; Desmidiales; Closteriaceae
Source: the annotation of a GenBank genome assembly